Podospora anserina S mat+ is the source of this 1806-nucleotide messenger RNA. RefSeq lists its product as uncharacterized. Bases 1 to 1806 code for a protein of 601 amino acids. Lineage: Eukaryota; Fungi; Ascomycota; Sordariomycetes; Sordariales; Podosporaceae. The record is from RefSeq and is a predicted model, not a curated record. Gene Ontology annotation, molecular function: flavin adenine dinucleotide binding; oxidoreductase activity, acting on CH-OH group of donors. The transcript is spliced from 2 exons. Gene Ontology annotation, biological process: secondary metabolite biosynthetic process.
AUGGCGAGGUUGCUGCUGUGUUCUGUUCAGCUGCUUGUGGCGAGGAUCGUGGGGGUUGGAGCUCAGGCGCCGGGUGGUAGUACGUAUGAUUAUGUUAUUGUGGGAGGUGGUACGGCGGGCCUUGCUCUUGCUACUAGGUUGAGUCUUGGUUUGCCCAGUGCCAAAAUAGUUGUUAUCGAGGCUGGGCCUUCUGGCCUGCAUGAGGAUGGUAUCAACGUUCCUGGUUUGAAAGGGAGCACGAUCGGAGGAAAGUAUGACUGGUACUUUCCGACUGUACCCCAGAAAGCCUUGAACAAUCGGGUUGUUUUCAACCCCCGUGGUAAAGUACUUGGUGGCUCGUCCGCCCUGAACUUGCUCACUUGGGACCGUCCGGCGGCGAGGGAGAUUGAGAAGUGGAAGGAGUUGGGCAAUCCGGGAUGGGGCUGGAAGGAGAUGGAGGCGGCUAUGGAGAAGGCCGAGACGUUUGUGGGUGGACCGCCUGGCUCAGGGACCAAGGGUCCGAUAUAUGCGCUGUACAAUCGACAGCAGGCGCCUUUCCUGAAUGCUGUUGCCCCCGCAGUUUCGAGUCUCCAUGGUAUCCCGCUGAACUCGGACUCGAUCCAGGGGAAUCCCAUCGGCAUCGGGUACCAGCCUACCAAUGUGAACCCGACGUCCUACAACCGGUCCUACAGCGCGAAUGAGUAUCUUUCCAAGGCAAAAUCAAACCUGGUGGUCUUGACCGAAACUCGCGUCGCCAAGGUCAACUUGAAGAAAAGCGGCAAGCUUCAGCGGGCAACUGGUGUUACCCUUACUGACGGGACCGUCAUCACAGCCCGCAAGGAGGUUAUCUUGUCUGCGGGAUCCAUACAGUCGCCAAACCUUCUCGAGUUGUCAGGUAUUGGCGGGAGUGACAUUCUCAAAGCUGCCAAAAUCAAACAGCUCAUCGACCUCCCUGGAGUUGGGGAGAACUAUCAAGAGCACCUCCUGGUGUCGAUCAGCUAUCAAGUUCGAGACGACUUCUUUACCGGUGACCGAGUCAACUAUAACUCAACUUACAGAGAAGAACAAUGGAACCGCCGCCUCAACAACCUGUCCUCUUGGUUCGACGACGCUCGCUUUUCAAUUCUGUUCGCCAACUGGAAGCAGAUCAUUGGUGGUUCUGACAACGCCCAGGUCGCCCUGGCUCGCUCUCUUCUCGCUGGGUCGAAAGAUGUUGGCCACAAGUGGAAGCUAGAGCAGCUUUCCGACCCCAAGAUCCCCCAAAUCGAGAUGAUCUUUACCUCUCGGUAUUUUGGCAAUAAGGGAUACCCCCCUGUUGGAUCCCCCUUGAAUGGAAAAGGCUUUAUGGCCAUCAUCGUCGGCCUCAUGCACCCCCUCGCAACAGGGAGCGUGCAUAUCGACCCUGCCAACGCCACCCUUGGGAGCCCAAUUAUUGAUCCAAAGUUUCUCAACAACGAAUAUGACAUCCAGGGAUUGAUUCACGCCUUGAAGUUUGCGAGGAAGAUCUUCCAGACGGAGCCGCUCAAGUCGGUGGUGGUGAGCGAAUAUGAACCCGGGCUGGAUGCGGUCAAGACGGAUGCUGAGUGGAGGGCGUAUUUGUUGCGGAAUAUGGGGAUCAUUUUUCAUCCCAUGUGCACUGCGGCGAUGCUGCCGAAGAAGGACGGCGGGGUGGUGGAUCCGAAGCUGGUGGUGUAUGGAACGGAGAACCUGAGGGUUGUGGAUGCGAGUGUGAUUCCGGUCCAGAUAUCGGCGCAUCCGCAGACGGUGGUGUAUGGGAUUGCGGAGAAGGCGGCGGAGAUUAUCAUCAAGGAGGGGAAGGGGAGGUAA